Messenger RNA from Periconia digitata, 1721 nucleotides. Lineage: Eukaryota; Fungi; Ascomycota; Dothideomycetes; Pleosporales; Periconiaceae. The record is from the annotation of a GenBank genome assembly.
UAAUCCAAAGCCAUUCGACUCAUUCCGACCUCCCUGACCACUUCGCAAGUAAAGGUUUGGGUGAUACCCUCCUCAUCCAACUCUACGCGACCAAUAUGGCGGCCACUCAAGAUGCGAUAUAUCCUAAGGGAGAUCGCCAAUCCGACAAAUCGCUCUCCGCGUAUAACGAUGCUGAGAAGCAGAGCCAACCGGCUGGUGAUGAGCUGAAGAGGAAGCUCAACAGUCGGCAUUUGCAGUUUGUUGCCAUCGGUGGAACCGUUGGUACGGGUGUAUUCAUCGCAUCUGGCGGGUCCAUUGCGAAAGCUGGUCCAGUCGGUGCCCUCCUCGCAUACGUUUUCGUCGGAACUCUUGUCUACUCGGUCAUGUUGUCUCUCGCUGAGAUGUCCACCUACCUCCCCGUUUCCGGAGCCUUCACUCAAUACGCCGCGCGAUUCGUCGAUCCUAGUUUGAGCUUUUCAAUGGGCUGGGUAUACUGGUUCUCUUGGAGUCUCACCUACGCUCUCGAACUCACAGCAGCCGCGCUGGUCAUUCAAUGGUGGAAUCCCGGUCUCAAUAUUGGCAUCUUCAUUACAAUAUUCUUUGUGCCACUCACGGCCGUGAAUUUCCUGCCGGUUGACGUAUUUGGUGAAUUCGAGUUCUGGUUUGCGUCAUUGAAGGUCAUCUGUUUGAUCGGAUUCUGGAUAUUUUCCAUCUGCAUCAAUGCAGGCGCUGGCGACCAAGGAUAUCUCGGAUUCAAGUACUACAACGAGCCGGGUCCAUUUGCUCCCUACCUUACCGAUGGACCCAAGGCCAAGUUCGUUGGAUUCUGGGCUGUCUUGAUCGAGGCCAGCUUCGCUUUCCAGGGAACUGAAUUGGUUGCCAUUGGAGCCGGAGAAAGCGCGAACCCGAGAAUCACGAUGCCAAGGGCUAUCCGCAACACGUUCUGGAGCAUUUUCUGCCUAUUCGUUUUCACCAUCUUUUUCAUUGGGAUCCUCGUUCCCUACGACAACAAGGACCUCAUGUUGGGCACCACGGACGCUAGUUCCUCACCAUUGGUGAUCGCGGCACAGCUGGCUGGCGUCAAAGUGCUCCCACACAUCAUCAAUGCAGUGCUCUUGACAGUUGUUCUGUCCGCCGCUAGUUCAAAUGUAUACUCCUCGAGCCGAGUGCUAGUUGGACUUGCAGAGGAGCAUUGCGCACCGCAAUUCUUCAAGAAAACCACUAAGCGCGGCGUUCCGGUCUAUGCCACGGCAGUCUCGGCCGCUAUGGGAUUGCUCGCAUACAUGAACUUGUCCAACAACGGAGGCGAAGUGUUUGAAUGGUUCUUGGCCAUUGUCAGUGUUGCUGGUCUCAUCGCGUGGGCAUGCGUCUGCAUCUGUCACUUGCGUUUCAUGGAUGCUUUGAAGGCACAGAACAUUGCUCGCGAUACCCUGCCAUACGUUUCCUGGGGUGGGCGCUGGCUUGCUUACUACGGUCUCGUCUUCUGCGUCAUCAUUACCAUUACACAGGGAUUUACAGCAUUUGUUCCCUGGAGUACCGAGGACUUCUUCAUCAGAUACAUCAGUUUGAUCCUCUUCGUCGUUCUUUACGUUGGGCACAAGGUCGUCAAGCGCACAAAGUUUGUGGAUGUCUCUCAGUCUGAUCUCAAGACCGGGGUAUUCGAGGAACAAAUCGCACAAACCUGGGAGGAGAGCCCGCGCAGUUGGUGGAAGAAGACGCUCAACACCAUUCACGUCUCGUAA